AUGAGAGAUCAUGAAAGAUUCAAAUACGGGAUAUGCCAGAAAAGUGAUCUGGGGACAAGGAACCUCCUGCCCAUCCCCAGGAGCAUCUACAUCAGCCUCUGGCCAGCAGCAGGUGGAGCCUCAGUCAUCACCCCUGCCGGCUUCUCCACUGACGGUGCUGUGGACUUGAAGCCAUCAGAAGAUUUGAAGUCGUUGUGGUUUUUACAGCAGGGCCUGAGUCUCGGUUGCUCUGUCUUUAUCUUCUUGGGCAGGACCCAAGGGAAUUGCAAAGGGAAAGAGAAAGGCAUUACAGCCAGAGCCCGGAAGAUCCGCGGGACAGGCCAGCGCGGCCCUCCCGUGGGCGUCACAGACACCGAUGCGGCGCGGGUCCCUCUCCCCGGGAAGGGGCUGGCUGGGUCCGUCCGCAGGGCCCCGCCGGGGCUGACCCAGCAUGGGGUGGAGGGGCGGCGGCGCCGGACCCCAGGGCCCCUGCCUGCCUCCUGGGGAGCCGGGGACCCCGGCAGCCCCGGCCGCCUCUGCGGAGGGACCCGGCAGCCCGCCCCGCAUCCCGAGGCGCCGCGCCCGAGGGACCCCGGAGCUCCGGCCAGGCCGCCUCCUUUGCGGAUCGCGAAGCUGGGGUGCGGGGCAGGUCCCGGGAGCUCCCCGGGCAAAGGCAGCCGAGCUCGGGGCUGGGGUCCAGGGCCCCACCCCUGCCACCUCCAGGGCCCGAGAGCCGGCAGGAGAGACCCGGCCCUUUCGUCCUCCGCGGAGGCCGGGCGGAGGCUCAGCCUGGGCCGCGACGCGAGGCCGCUUCCGCGCAGUCCGAGCCGCGGCCGCUUUAAGGGGGGGUGGGGCGUCCGCCGGCCGCCGGGGGCGCUGCGGCGCGCGCUCUACGGAAGCCCGGACGGCGCCGCCCCGGGCCGGCAGAAGCGCCUCGUCGUGGACGUGAGCAGGGGCGGCGGCGACCUGGUCGGGGCGAGGCAAGCGGCGGCCGGGGGCGUUGGCGGCGCGGGAGCAGCCGGCAGAAGCGGAGCCGGGAAGUCGGGGGUCCAGAAGCGGCCGCGCGGUCCCAGCGAGCUUCGGAGAAGCCGUGAUGGCUUCCACGUGACGGGGGAGCAGGAGGCGGGUUUCCGCGGUUCACCUUGGUUGCUCCACAUGACACUCUUUCAUCAUUUUGGUGGCCGAAGAAUAUUCCCUAGGGUAUGCAUACGAGAGUAUGAUCCCUUUAUCUGUGGAUGGACAGGUUUCUUCAUGCGGCUGCAGAUGGCAGGAUUUCCCAGAGCUCUAUGGCUGGAACGUACUCCGUGGUGUAUCUGUACAGCAGUUUCUUCAUCCCUGCAGCUGUGUGUGGACAGGUCAUAUACCAUGAUGUCUUCCAGGUUCAACAGUGUGGCUCCAAAUGAUGAAAUUUCAUUCUGGUUUUCUGGCUGAAGACGAUUCUGUUUGUGUACAUCCACCAAGUAUCCCUUCAUCUGCGGAUGGGCAGGUUUUUCCACGCGGCCGCAAGUGACGAGAUUUCGCCCAUUUCUAUGGUUGAAGAAUAUUCUGCUCUGGAUGUAUACUGCAGUUUCCUCGUCCCUUCAUCAAUGGACGAACAGGUAUCAUUCAUUCAAUGUGGAUGGAAGCUGUAUCUCAGUGCGGUUUUCCUUGACAUUGUUGUGAGGAUUAGCGCUUUUGAGAGACUUCUCUUUUACCUGACAACCAAGGUCUCCUCUGGACACCACGAGUCAGACCUUCCAAGAGACAGCAGCAGUCAUCAAAACCUCCUCACCAUGACAGCAAGCAAGGAGGAAGGAUCCUGAAGACCCUCGCUGGCCCCUCUCAGCAGGAAGUCGCUACAGAGAAUGACCUCUGCCCCAUCUACCAAAAGAUUUCUGGGUCCCAA
This is a messenger RNA of Saimiri boliviensis boliviensis (Bolivian squirrel monkey), 1864 nucleotides long. The record is from RefSeq and is a predicted model, not a curated record. Lineage: Eukaryota; Metazoa; Chordata; Mammalia; Primates; Cebidae.